Mesocricetus auratus (golden hamster) is the source of this 1342-nucleotide messenger RNA. RefSeq names its product surfeit 6 (gene Surf6). NCBI's taxonomy places the organism in Eukaryota, Metazoa, Chordata, Mammalia, Rodentia, Cricetidae. Gene Ontology annotation, biological process: ribosomal small subunit biogenesis; ribosomal large subunit biogenesis. Gene Ontology annotation, cellular component: nucleolus. Gene Ontology annotation, molecular function: RNA binding; DNA binding. The record is from RefSeq and is a predicted model, not a curated record. Bases 99 to 1166 code for a protein of 355 amino acids. The transcript is spliced from 5 exons.
AAUCGAGCGCUUGGCUAUCCGCGCCUGCGUACAUGGUGCUCCCGGCGGCCCGCAGGGCUGUGGGAACCUCCGUGUGCUGAGCGCACUGGUGUCCAGCCAUGGCCUCUUUGCAAGCCAAGGAUGCUUACCUGCAGGGCUUGGCCAAGAAGAUCUGCGCACAGCCUGGCCCCGAGCGGCAGAGGAACCAGUGGGCUGCCAAAACAAAACGCUUGGAAGCUGCCGGGCCCCCAAAAAAGAAGAGGAAGAAAGCACAAAAGAAAUCUCAGGAGCAGGAACAGAAAGCUCCAGAGCACAAGACUAAGCCCCUCGGGAAGACGGCUCCUACCUCUUCCACGGCCAAGAAACCAAUGGGAUCUAAACAAGAGAAGAACUCCAGCUCCCUGGAGUCCCCUAAAGAUAGCCAAGUCACAGCACCCGAUUCUGUGUUUGCACUGGACUUCCUGAGACAGCGGCUGCAUGAGAAGAUCCAGCUGGCCCGGGGCCAGGGCAGCACCAAGGAGCUGUCUGCUGCCACACUAGAGAAGCGACAGCGGAGGAAGCAGGAGAGGGAACGGAAGAAGAGGAAGCGGAAGGAACUUCGAGCAAAGGAGAAGGCUGCAAAGACUGAGAAAAAAGAGGAGCCAGCCGAGGCGCCCCCAGAAGUGGCCUGCAAGGAGCCUCAGGAGUCAGGACUGAUCUUUAACAAGGUGGAGGUGACCGACGAGGAGCCAGCCAGCAAGGCCCAGCGCAGGAAGGAGAAGCGGCAGAAGGUGAAAGGGAACCUGACCCCGCUGACCGGCAGGAACUACAGGCAGUUGCUGGAGCGUCUGCAGGCGCGACAGGACCGCCUGGAGGAGCUUCGAGAGCAGGACGCCGGCAAGGCCCAGGAGCUGGAGGCCAAGAUGAAGUGGACCAACUUGCUGUACAAGGCGGAGGGCGUGAAGAUCCGCGACAACGAGCACCUGCUGCAGGAAGCCCUGAAGCGCAAGGAGAAGCGGAAGGCACAGCGGCAGCGCCGGUGGGAGAAGCGCUCAGAGCACGUGGUGGAGAAGAUGCAGCAGCGGCAGGACAAGCGGCGCCAGAACCUGCGCAAGAAGAAGGCUGCGCGGGCCGAGAGGCGGCUGCAGAAGGCCCGCAAGAAGGGCCGGGUGCUGCCGCAGGACCUGGAGCGCGCGGGCCUCUCCUGAGCAGCUUGUGCCGGCCGGUGACGGGCUGUGGGUCUCCUGUGUGAGGCCGACUUGUUCUUGCACCACAGAGCCGCAGUGAGGGCUCUGAUUGUGUGCCUACAGGAUGUUUUUGUGUCAUCCUUAAGUUGGACAGUGUCUUCCAGUCCCUGGGAGGGAGGGAGGGAGGGAGGGAGUGU